Messenger RNA from Asparagus officinalis (garden asparagus), 2662 nucleotides. RefSeq names its product ubiquitin carboxyl-terminal hydrolase 16-like. Lineage: Eukaryota; Viridiplantae; Streptophyta; Magnoliopsida; Asparagales; Asparagaceae. Gene Ontology annotation, biological process: protein deubiquitination. Bases 5 to 2464 code for a protein of 819 amino acids. Gene Ontology annotation, molecular function: cysteine-type endopeptidase activity; cysteine-type deubiquitinase activity. The transcript has 2 exons. Gene Ontology annotation, cellular component: cytosol; nucleus. The record is from RefSeq and is a predicted model, not a curated record.
GGACAUGGAGCAAGAAGAUAAAGAGGAGGUAGAGUUAGAAAAGGAUAUCAACAGCAAAGUGAUGGCCAUGAAGCAAGAAGACUUCAUAAUUUCGUCUUUUGAGAAUAUGGCAGGGCAUAGAGUUAGACGAAUGAAGAACCUUGGGAAUACCUGUUACUUUAACUCAGUCUUGCAAAAUCUUCUGUCCAUUGAUCGGUUAAGGGUCAGUUUGCAAAUCUGUUCUCCAAAGUUGGACUGUGCAGAUCGCCCUAUUACCAGGAAUUUGUGGAGUCUUUUCCUCAAUGCUGAUACUACUAAUGAUGCUUUUGAUCAAUUAUAUCUUACAAGUCUCUUAGAUUCUAUACGUUCAAUAGCACCAGAGUUCCGUGGCAACCAACAGCAGGACAGUCACGAAUUUCUCAGGCGUUUCCUUAAUGGUCUCCAGGAAGAAGAAAAUGGUUGGGUGAAGGAUAUUUUUGAAGGCAGUCUUUCUAGUACUGUAACAUGUGAUCAUUGUGGGCAUAUUUCGAGAAAAAUUGAACCAUUUCUUGAUCUUUCUCUGUCUCUUCCUUCAACUGAAAGUGAUGGAGUUGUUAGAUCCAAGGAACAUGUUUUUCCUGCAAGAGAAGUGGGAGACCAGGACGACCAAAUUACUUCAGGAUUUUUUGAAUAUAGAAAUACUGGUCCAAGGUCCUUUAUAUUGCGGAAACGUAAAACAUGCAGUGUCUUAGCAAUGGAUAACAUGGACCUGAAUGUGCAUGAUGGAGAUGCAAAUAAAGGAUAUAAUGAAUAUCAAAAAGAUAUUUGUGGAAAACGCCCUUCUGAAUUCAAUCGAGAUUCAGGGGAAGGUGUUGAAUUAGUUGAAAGUCAUCAGAAAAAAGUAGAAGAUCUAGGAGAAGUAGAAGACCCAGAAGAAGGAGAUGACCCGGAAGAGGAAGUAGAAGACCCAGAAGAUUGCUGUGGACAUCAUCCUUGUAUAUGCAAUAAGCAUAUUGCUGCUGCAUUGCCUGAAUGCCGACAGAAUGACCAAAUAAAAGAAAAAGAUGAAGAUCCAGAAACAGAAGAGGAAGAAGACGCAGAAGAUUGCUGUGGGCAUUAUCCUUGUAUAUGCAAUAAGGAUUCAGGUGAAACUGCUGCAUUGCCUGAAAGCCAGCGAACAGGCCAAAUAAAAGAAGACCCAGAAGAUUGCUGUGGGAAUCAUCCUUGUAUAUGCAAAAAAGACUUAGGCGAAAUUGCUGCAGCACCAGAAAAAGACAAAGAUCCAGACGCAGAAGAGGAAGAAGACCCCGAAAAUUGUUGUGGGCAUCAUCCUUGUACAUGCAAUAAAGACUCAGGUAAAAUUGCUGCAGUAACAGAAAAAGAUGAAGAUCCAGACAUAGAAGAGGAAGAAGACCCAGAAGAUUGUUGUGGGCAUCAUCCUUGUAUAUGCAAUAAAGACUCAGGUGAAAUUGCUACAGCACCAGAAAACCUGCAGAAAGACCAAAUAAAAGAAGAAAAAGACGAAGAUAUGGAAGCAGAAGAGGAAGAAGACCCAGAAGAUUGCUGUGGACAUCAUCCUUGUAUAUGCAAUAAGGAUUCAGUUGAAAUUGCUGCAUUGCCUGAAGGCCAGCAGAAAGACCAAACAAAAGAAGACAAAGAGGAAGCUGACCCAGAAGAGCCAAAUGGUUGCUGCGAAAAGCAAGUAUUGGUGAGUAACGAAGAAGACCUGCAAGAGAACCAAGGGAACUUAACAGUAGAAGAGUUUACUUUUGCUUUUGAAGAAGCAUGGAAAAAUGACAAUCUGGAUUUUUAUAGAGCAGUGCUCUCUGGUCCUGAGGUAUCAAAUGUGCAGGAUGAAGGCGAAUCUCUUAUUAGAAAGAGAAGAUGCAAAGACCUAGAGCCUAUCCUUGAUUUUACAGAUGGAAUGCAGAGUGCUGACACAAAUGGUAACAAUUUAACAAUUGAGAGGUGCUUGGAAUUGUUCACAGAACCAGAGCCUGUUGAAUAUACAUGCGAGCAUUGUCCCAAUCGUUUUCAACCCCCAUAUGAAGGACGAGGUAAAAGAAAAGGAAAGGGAAAAGGAAAAUUAAAACCAGAAACAUCUGAUUCAAACAGGAGACUCGAGAUGGGGGGCAAGAGAACGUUACUUCUCGCAAGGAUUCCACCUAUCCUAACGAUUCACUUGAAAAGAUUCAAACAAGAUGCACAUGGCACCAUCUUGAAAAUAGAUAACCACAUUAAAUUCAAAGAAAUGCUUGAUCUUACACCAUAUGUGGAUCCUAGUUAUAAGGAUAAAGAGUUAAGGUAUCGUCUGAUUGGUGUUGUGGAGCAUUUGGGAACAUUUUCAGCUGGUCAUUAUGUUGCAUAUGUAAAGGGAGUGCUAAGAGAAGGCAAUUGCCCUGUCUGGUUGAAGGCUAACGACAAUAGUCCAGUUCGUGAGGUUUUACCGAAGGAAGUCCUCAAAAGCAUGGCCUACAUUUUAUUUUUUGAAACAAUGCAAGAUUAAGGAAUAAGGUACGUACAUUUACAUAACCGACUAGUCUUUUGGGAUAUGAUGUGAAUAUUAUAGAUGUAGGUUUAUGAUGUAUGCUUGUUGGUGGUUAUAUGACCAAAAUAGAACAGUUUUGUGAAAUUUUGAUUGUAAAUAUUUGCAUGUUGGCUUUAUUAGCAAAAUAGAACAGCUCUAUGAAGUUUUAGUAGGAAA